ACUUGCCCAUUUCCUCACUUCAUUAGAAAAAAAUAACCCAAAAUUUCUCUUCAGUUUUCUCCUUUCUUCUCCACUUUCUCAGAAUCAGAAUCAAACUCUACAUAUCCAAACAAUGUCUAGAAAUCAAAACGAAGUCCCGAAUCGAACGACAGAUUUGCCACGUCUCAGUGAGGAAGAAAUGGAGUUCUUCAAAUCUUCUCCAUCCGGUUACAGAUUUUGGCCUACUGAUACACAGCUCAUUCUUGAUUAUCUGCACAAGAAAGUCCACCAUCAACCUUUGCCUCUAAACAGGAUCAUGAACGUUGAUCUUUAUAAAUUCAAUCCUGGAAAUCUUGCAGAUAUAUAUAAGGAUUAUGGAGAGGGGGAAUGGUAUUUUUUCACACCAAGGGACAAGAACAACAGAAGAUUGAGAGCUUCUGGUGACGGGUACUGGAUAGGGGGCGAAGCCGCUGAACCUAUAAGGCAUAAUAGUAUUAUCAUUGGAAGGAAGAAUACUUUUAUUUUCUACAUUGGAAAACAUCCAAAUGGUUCAUCAACUGACUGGAUUAUGAACGAAUUCAUACUCGAAAACCCGCCUCCUGCUCCAUUGCCAAACAUCGAUCCCGACGGCCAAGAACCUAAUCCAGAGUUGGAUGAUUGUGUACUAUGUCAGAUUUAUAAGGAAUGUGCGAGAUUUUUUUCAGAAGAUGAUGAACCUGAAUCUCCAAGAGCUGAGGAGAUCGACGAUAAUAAUGAGUUUAUUGGCGAUGACUUUGAGCCUGAAUCUCCUCCGCCACCCAAUGAUUUUGCUCAAUUGUAAUAAUCAGCUAGAGCAACCUCCUGAUAAUGAACAGAGUCCAUAUCAGCAUCAACCGCCUCAGGAUGAACAGAGUGCAGGCUCUAAUAUGGCAAGUCUAGAAAAUAUUGUUUCAUUUCCAGCGCAGCAAGUUUCUCCGGAACACAAAAGAAGAAGAAAAUGAAGUUGAAAUGUAUGCAUUGUGAGAUAACCAAGACUCCGCAGUGGAGAGAAGGACUAAUGGGGCCUAAAACCCUUUGCAACGCUUGUGGAGCUUGCUAUAGGUCAGGCCGCCUUUAUCCUCAAUAUCGACCCGCAGCAGUCUCACCUUCGUUCCGUCGUUGCACUCCAAUAUCCAUAAACAAGUUAUUCAGAUGCAAAAUAAACCAGUCGAAAAAUAACUCCCCGAGUUGAUACCAAAAAUUACCAACUGAUCAUAACUGCAUUUGGAAUUGCUGAAUUUACUCUUUAUGUUUUUUUGUAACAGUUAAUUUCCAUUUCUUUACUGUAUAUUAUUUUGAAGUGCAAAACAAAAAACAAGUUCGGACAACUAA
Mercurialis annua (annual mercury) is the source of this 1329-nucleotide messenger RNA. RefSeq names its product NAC transcription factor 32-like. Gene Ontology annotation, biological process: regulation of DNA-templated transcription. Gene Ontology annotation, molecular function: DNA binding. Lineage: Eukaryota; Viridiplantae; Streptophyta; Magnoliopsida; Malpighiales; Euphorbiaceae. The coding region runs from base 113 to 799 and encodes 228 amino acids. The record is from RefSeq and is a predicted model, not a curated record. The transcript has 3 exons.